AUGCUCUGCUUCUACCGAACCGUUCUGCUCGCGUUGUUGGUUUCGGGUGUCAGUGGCGCCACCAACCGGUCUGCUCGCGCGCCCCGAGUGAGGACGGGCCCGCGGGCCUUGAAUGCGCUGGCGAACAAAAUCAACAUUGAUCUGGACCACCAUCGGGUCAGUGGCCACCGGCUCUUAAUUGUUGGAGUGCUGAAGACCUUGGACAGCAAGACAGAAGGUCAAAUCAGCUCUGCACUACAGCU
This is a messenger RNA of Symbiodinium sp. CCMP2456, 242 nucleotides long. The record is from the annotation of a GenBank genome assembly. Lineage: Eukaryota; Dinophyceae; Suessiales; Symbiodiniaceae.